Molecule: messenger RNA, 3067 nt
Organism: Gopherus flavomarginatus (Mexican gopher tortoise)
Lineage: Eukaryota; Metazoa; Chordata; Testudines; Testudinidae
Gene: TMCC2
Product: transmembrane and coiled-coil domain family 2
Exons: 6
Coding region: 211-2295 (694 amino acids)
Biological process (GO): amyloid precursor protein metabolic process
Cellular component (GO): endomembrane system
Source: RefSeq, a predicted model, not a curated record
GCAGCUUUGCGGUGGGAAGCGGCUCCUGGGCAGGGGGCAGUAGGAGAGAAGCAGCAGAUGUCAAGGCGGGGCGGGGGCGCGGGGGGAGAAGAGAUGCACCCAAGGCACGAGGAUCUGCAGCCAUGCAAGGCUCCAGUAUUUCGCCUCACUGGUUUUCUCUCCUGAACAAAGUGGAAGUGCAAAAUCGCCCUCCCACCCCAUCUCGUCGGCAUGAAGAGGUGCAUAUCGGAUGAGUUGCAGCAGCCGGAGGACGACUGUGCUGGGGCUGAAGAUGCCCCCAACCUGGCUGCCAUGGAUGCGAAACCUGGGGAUUGCGCUUCUGCUCUGUCGGAUUUGGGCACUGCUGCUUGUCCAAACCCUGCUCCCCAUUCUGUUCCCCGGAGCAAGCCUCCUGAUUUAAAGAAAAUACAGCAGCUCUCAGAAGGCUCCAUGUUUGGCCAUGGCCUGAAGCACCUUUUCCACAGUCGCCGCAGGUCGCGGGAACGGGAGCACCAGAACUCCCAGGACUCUCUGUCACAGCACUACGGGAUGUCUGACCAUGACUCCCCUGAUGAGAAAGAACGCUCACCAGAGAUGCACCGUGUCUCCUAUGCCAUGUCCCUCCACGACCUCCCCGUACGCCCCACUGCCUUCAACAGGGUGCUGCAGCAGAUCCGCUCCCGCCCAUCCAUCAAGAGAGGGAGCAGCUUGCACAGCGGCAGCCGCCGGAGCAAAAGCAGUUCCCUUGAUCCCCAGAAAGGCAGCCCCCAUCUGGUCCGGAAGGCGCCCCAGGAUAGUAGCCUCACAGCCAUAUUGCAUCAGCACCAAGGCCGGCCAAGGUCUUCAUCCGCCACAGACACCGCCAUCUUGCUGGCUGAGAGUGGGGCUGUGUAUCUCCUCCCAGAGGAGUCGGAGUGCCUCACCGACAAGCUGGACAAAGGGGACGUGAGCACGCUUAGCCUGCCUUCCAACGCCAGCCAUGGCGACGCCGACAUCAGCAACAUCUGCUUGGAUGUCCCAGAUGGCACCCCAGACCCGCACAGGACAAAAGCUGCCAUCGACCACCUGCACCAGAAAAUCCUCAAGAUCACCGAGCAGAUCAAGAUUGAGCAGGAGGCUCGGGACGACAAUGUAGCCGAGUACCUGAAGCUGGCCAACAACGCUGACAAGCAGCAGGCCUCCCGCAUCAAGCAAGUCUUUGAGAAGAAGAACCAGAAGUCGGCCCAGACCAUCGCCCAGCUCCAUAAGAAGCUCGAGCACUACCACAAGAAGCUAAAGGAGAUUGAACAGAACGGGCUCUCCCGACAGCCCAAGGAUGUCUUCCGGGACAUGCACCAGGGCCUCAAGGAUGUGGGGGCCAACGUCCGGUCCAGCAUCAGCGGCUUUGGAGGCGGGGUAGUAGAAGGAGUCAAGGGAAGCCUGUCGGGUUUGUCCCAGGCCACCCACACAGCUGUGGUCUCCAAACCCCGGGAGUUCGCUAGCCUGAUCCGGAACAAGUUUGGCAGUGCCGACAACAUCGCCCACCUGAAGGACACUCUGGAUGACGGGCACCCCGAGGAGGCCUCGCGGACUCUGAGCGGCAGCGCCACCCUGGUGUCCAGCCCCAAAUACGGCAGCGACGACGAGUGCUCCAGUGCCACCUCAGGAUCGGCGGCGGGCAGCAACUCGGGGGCAGGGCCCGGUGGCUUGGGAAGCCCCAAGUCCAAUACCCUGGACAGUCACCACAAUAACUUUGACACCAUCCUGGAGGAGCUCCGGGAGAUUAAGGACAGUCAGUCGCACCUGGAGGACUCGAUGGAGGAUCUCAAGGCGCAGCUGCAGAGGGACUAUACCUACAUGACGCAGUGCUUGCAAGAGGAGCGGUACAGAUACGAACGCCUGGAAGAGCAGCUGAAUGACCUGACGGAGCUCCACCAGAAUGAAAUGACCAACCUGAAGCAAGAGCUAGCCAGCAUGGAGGAGAAGGUGGCCUAUCAGUCCUAUGAGAGGGCUAGAGACAUCCAGGAAGCAGUGGAAUCAUGCCUCACCCGUGUCACCAAGCUGGAGCUCCAGCAGCAGCAGCAGCAGGUGGUGCAGCUGGAAGGGGUGGAGAACGCCAAUGCCCGGGCCCUGCUGGGCAAAUUCAUCAACGUCAUUCUGGCCCUCAUGGCGGUGCUGCUUGUCUUCGUCUCCACCAUCGCCAACUUCAUCACGCCCCUCAUGAAGACCCGCAUGCGCAUCCUCAGCACCGCCCUGCUGUUCCUCUUCCUCCUCUUCCUCUGGAAGCACUGGGACUCCAUCACUUAUUUCCUGGAGCAUGUGUUGCUCCCCAGCUGAUUCCCUGGGGCAGCAUUCCAUUUUCCUACCGAGAAAACAGGAAAGGGAUGGGGGAGAAACUAGAGCCUUCCAUAAAAUGUCUUAAUUCAUUCAGUUGAGUCUGGUUUCCCACCCCCUGCACCCAUCUGUAUUCACAUCCAGCAUCCUCAUUGUGGCCAGGAGCGUGGCCUGUUGAGCCAGGAUUGUUCACUCCUCCGUGAAGCCCUGGAAGGUGAGGAUGGGGAGAGCAAUGAAGAGUUUGGAAGAAGCCUGUAACUGACAUGUUCUUGGUUUGUUUGUUUUUUAAAUGACAUGAUCGUAAUAGUCUCUGGGCACGAGACUUUCUUUACAUGCCAGUCGCCACCAGGACUGUAAUUUAAAAGCUUUGUAUCCAGAGCAGAGUUUGCCUUCGAACCCAGCCACCGGGAAACUUUCUCUAGAGUGAGGAGAGGUUUUUUCUUAAAGACAAGGCUGGUGAAAAGCUCAUACCUGGGAUGCAAUAAAGAAAUCAAUAGCAAGAGGAAGAAGUGGAGCUCAAGUGAAUAUUCUAAUGUUUCUGCUCCCAGGAGAGCUUGCAUAUUUGAUGAAGCAGAAUGUACACAUCACACCAGCUUCUCCAGACCAGACGCACAUGCAUUCUCGUUACCAAACAGCUGACAAGCCGGACACAGAAUUGGGGUUGCUAUUUAUUAUUAGAAUGGCUUCCUUUGCACAGCUGAUCAUUGGCGUGUGGCCAGCGGAUACCAGUUCUGGUUCCAAUCAGAAAACUCAUACACUUCUGGCACAGGUGAAA